UUUUUUUUUUUUGCAAGCACCUCUGCAAAAGUCCCAGUGACAUUCAUUACUGUGCGGGCUGGAACACAGCAACGAUGAACUGGAAAGAAGUGCUUUUUCUUUCCUGCCUCAUGACUUUUGUGCUCCUGAUAGUUCUCAAGGGAGGUGACACCAUGGCUGUGGAUUCCAAGAAAGCGGCAGCUGGAGACGUGAGCACAGAAAGUAUGAAAAAGAAAGUCUUUAUACAGGAAUCAGAUGCCUCUAACUUUUUCAAGAAGCGGGGCAAAAGAUCCACAAAAUCCAGGGACGAGCUCAAUGCGGAGACCCGCCAGAUGCUGGCUGCAGAUGAACAAAGGAGGGAGUACUAUGAGGAACAGAGGAAUGAAUUCGAGAACUUUGUUGAGGAAGAGCGUGAUGAGCAGGACGAGAGAAGCCGAGAACAGAUUGAGCAGUGGCGUCAGUACCAUUACGAUGGCCUCUAUCCACCAUAUCUAUAUAAUCGGCACAUUGUCUAGAGCAAAUAGGAAGAAUGGACUGCACAGAACAAUUAAAAAACUGAAGUAGCUGCUGAGCGUGCUAGUGGCAGAACUAUCAGCAAGGCAAUAUUUUGGAAGUCAUGGUGACAUUAUUGAA
Molecule: messenger RNA, 612 nt
Organism: Elgaria multicarinata webbii
Lineage: Eukaryota; Metazoa; Chordata; Lepidosauria; Squamata; Anguidae
Gene: UCMA
Product: upper zone of growth plate and cartilage matrix associated
Exons: 5
Coding region: 75-494 (139 amino acids)
Biological process (GO): regulation of osteoblast differentiation; embryonic skeletal system development
Cellular component (GO): extracellular matrix
Source: RefSeq, a predicted model, not a curated record